Molecule: messenger RNA, 2697 nt
Organism: Candidula unifasciata
Lineage: Eukaryota; Metazoa; Mollusca; Gastropoda; Stylommatophora; Geomitridae
Source: the annotation of a GenBank genome assembly
AUGUUUCGGUUGAAUUCUCAUUUGCUGAGAGUUUUUAAUGGAGAUUUGGCUCAGAGGUUGAUCGGAGAAAGACCGCACAGGUGGGCAUUAAUACCAUGUUGCUGCCGUCUGCUGUCAACUUCACCAUCAUCUUUCGCUGUUAUGGAGGGCUCCACCCGUGUGCCUGCUAAUUGCCAGGUUGUCAUCUGUGGUGGUGGUAUCAUAGGUUCAUCGGUGGCAUACCAUCUGGCAGAACGAGGCUGGACUGAUGUUGUCAUUCUUGAACAAGGAAGCCUGACAUGUGGAACAACCUGGCAUUCGGUGGGUCUCGUUGGCCGACUUAGAUACAGCAGAACUGAGCUGAAAAUAGUCGACUACAGCAGACAGCUUUACGAGCGGCUGGAAAAGGAAGGCCAUGGUUUAGGAUGGAAGCAGUGUGGUAGUUUGAACGUUGCCAGGACAAAAGAUCGUCUGAUUGAUUUCAAGAGGAAACAUGCAGUAGCCAAAACUGUUGGUAUAGAGAUGCACAUUGUCUCCCCUUCUGAAGCCAAGAAAUUAUGCCCCUUGAUGUAUACAGAUGAUUUGGAGGGUGCAAUUUGGAUACCUCACGAUGGCGUUGUCACAGCACCAGACGUCAGUCUGACUCUAGCAAAGUUAGCCAAGGAGAAAGGAGUCAAGAUUUGUGAGGGCGUGGCAGUUCAGAAAGUAGUGACAGACCAAGGCCGAGUGACGGUCGUGGAAACCUCCCACGGGAAAAUCAAGUGUGAAUAUUUUGUCAAUUGUGCUGGCCAGUGGGCCAGGUCUGUCGGCAAGAAGACUGUUCCCAAAGCUGUGAAGGCUCCGUUACAUUCCUGCGAACAUUACUAUCUCAUCACCAAACCACAGGAAGGUGUUGAUCCAAUGAUGCCAGUGGUCCGAGAUUAUGAUGGCCAUGUUUAUUUUCGGGAAUGGAGUGGAGGGAUUCUAGCCGGAGGAUUCGAACCCAACCCCAAGGCUUGCUUUCACAAAGGCAUCCCUGACAAGUUUGAGUUUCAGCUUCUGCCUUCAGACUGGGACCACUUUCAAGUCCUGUUAGAUGGUAUAGUUCACCGGAUACCACUUCUGUCGUCUGCUGAAGUCCGCCAACUGAUCAACGGCCCUGAGAGUUUUACCCCAGAUUCCCAGUGGCUGCUGGGAAAAUCCCCAAAGGUAGAGAACUAUUUCAUUGCAGCAGGAAUGAAUUCUGCAGGCAUUGUUGGAGCUGGCGGAGUAGGCAAAUACUUGGCAGAAUGGAUUGUUGAAGGGGACACGAGUUUAAACCUCUGGGCAUAUGAUGUUAGGAGAUUUGUUCGUCUGCAUAAUAACAAAAAGUUUCUCAGGGAUCGUAUGACAGAGGCUUUUGCCAACCACUAUCUGUUGAAAUAUCCAAGAGAAGAGUACAAGACUGGCAGGAAACUGAGGUGCUCUCCCUUACACACUCGGUUGGAGGUCGCUGGUGCUGUGUUUGGUGAAACUAUGGCAUACGAAAGGGCCAUGUAUUUCCAGAUUGAAGAAACCUCAUUCGGGAAAGAGACUGGUGCCAUGUGGUCGUGGUCGAAGCCAUGCUGGUUCGAGGCAGUGCAAGAGGAGUACUGGGCCUGUAAAGAAAGGGUUUGUCUCAUGGAUAUGUCCUCGUUUUCCAAGAUAGAAGUCCGGUCACGUGGAGACGAAGCUACUGCGUACCUUCAGUACCUGUGCUCCAACAACAUUGAUCAUGAAAUCGGCACCAUUGUCCAUACAGGCAUGCAGAACCGUCAUGGAGGAUUUGAGAAUGACUGCACAGUGGCUCGGCUCGAUACAAACCAUUAUUACAUUAUCUGCCCGGCCACCCAGCAGACGCGAGCGAUAGCCUGGAUGAACAAACACCUGCCGGCCGACGGGUCAGUCCAGGUCACGGAUGUCACAUCCAUGUUUUCUGGUAUCAACUUGAUCGGACCUCAUGCCCAGCAGUUACUAGCCGACGUCUCUGACUUUCCCACCAACAAAUCGGCUUUUCGGCCGAUGACGGUGCACAUCAUUGAUGUCGGUCAUGCUAGUAGCAUCCGGGCCAUGAGGCUGACCCACACUGGAGAGGAUGGGUUUAUUUUGUACAUACCUUCAGAGUAUGCUCUACACGUCUAUGACACUCUGAUGACGGCUGGCAAAGAUUAUGGCAUACGUAAUGCCGGAUAUUACGCCUUACGACAUUUACGUAUAGAGAACUUCUUUGCCUUCUGGGGCCUUGAUCUGGAUGACAAAACCACACCGCUGGAGUGUGGCCGAGGCUUCAGGACAAAACUGGACGAGAAUGAUAAUUUCAUUGGCAAGGCUGCCUUGUUGGAACAGCGCCGUGUCGGAGUCAAGCGGAGGUUCACCCAGUUCUUAUUGGAUAACUAUGAUGUCCACAAGGACUUGUGGCCUUGGGGAGGGGAGCCUAUCUACAGAGAUGGCCAGUUUGCCGGACUUACCACCACCUGUGGCUAUGGGUUUACUAUGGACAAGAUGGUUUGCCUGGGUUUUGUCAGUCAGAUCGAUGAGAACGGGGAGAUGCUCACCCAGACAAGCAUCAAUGAGUGGGUGAUGAACAAGAACGCUAAAUAUGAAAUAGACAUUGCCGGGGUUCGGUACCCUGCAAAGCCAGGAAUCUUCACACAGAAGAUGUCUUUUCAGGUGGUGGAGCCUUUGUUUGUCCCCGCACCUAAUGUAUCUCCAACUAAAUAA